Molecule: messenger RNA, 762 nt
Organism: Symbiodinium pilosum
Lineage: Eukaryota; Dinophyceae; Suessiales; Symbiodiniaceae
Source: the annotation of a GenBank genome assembly
AUGUGUUUGCAAACCAUUUUCGUUUCGGGUUCCUUUGCUGCAGAGCCAAGGAGGUGUUGCUUGGGACUUGGCACUAGAAGCGGUACGUGCUUCUCCAGCCAAUCCCAAUUUGGUGAAGAGACAACUGUCAUUGAUGCCUUUGGCUGGCAUGAUAAAAGCGAUGGAGUUUACGUUGAGAUCGGUGCGUUGGACGGCAUCAAGUACUCGAACACACUUUCACUGCACACCUGCUUAGGCUGGACUGGCCUUUUGGUCGAAGGCAGCCCGCGUAAUUUUCAUUUUUUGCGACGGAAUUUGCUGACCACGCGCCCCGAAAAUGUCGUUGCACAUUUUGGAGCAGUUUGCGCACCUCCCCUGACAAAUACGACGUUCCUUCGGGGAAGGAAACAUGGAGCAGUUGAUGCAGACAUUAGGCACGUGUCUGACACUGUGACGCAAGAUCAUGCGCAUCACCGUCGGACAACUGUGCCCUGCAAGCCGAUGUCAUGGUAUCUUCAAUCUCUUCCUCGAGGGCAUGUGGACUUCUUCUCUUUGGAUGUCGAGGGCGCAGAGCUAGAGGUCUUGCUAACCAUGAACUUCAACGCCGUGGUCGUGGAAGUGUUCAUGGUCGAGCUACAUGCACAGGCAGAGUCCGACAAGGUGCGAGGCUGGAAAGUUCGGAACCUGUUGGAAAAUCUUGGCUACCAAGAAUGCCAGCAUGCCAAAGUGAAGUACAGCGGACUCUUCGUUCGCCGGCAGGGCCCAUAUGUGGCCAACUGCUAG